This is a messenger RNA of Chelonus insularis, 423 nucleotides long. RefSeq lists its product as uncharacterized. Gene Ontology annotation, molecular function: nucleic acid binding. The transcript has a single exon. The coding region runs from base 1 to 423 and encodes 140 amino acids. Gene Ontology annotation, biological process: DNA integration. The record is from RefSeq and is a predicted model, not a curated record. Lineage: Eukaryota; Metazoa; Arthropoda; Insecta; Hymenoptera; Braconidae.
AUGAAUCAGAUGGAAAAAAUUCAAAAAGUAAUUGCCGAUGAACUGCAUAGACCUGCAAGAAAUAAUUUCAAACAUCGAAAAGAUCAUAUACAAGGUCUUGAUGAAACAUGGCAAGCGGACUUGGUUGAUUUAACUGCUCACUUAUUCACCAACAGUAGAUACAAAUACAUUUUAACAAUUAUCGAUAUUUUCUCAAAAUAUGCCUGGGCUGUACCGGUGAAAACAAAAAAUGGAAAAGAUGUCACCGAUGCUAUGAUAUCAGUGUUAAUACAGAAACGAGUACCUCAAAAAUUACAUGUGGAUAGAGGCAAAGAAUUUUAUAAUAAAGAAUUUCAAACACUUAUGGAGCGAUACAACAUAGAAAUGUAUUCAACGUUUACAAAUCUAAAGGCGUCUAUAUGUGAACGAUUUAAUCGUACUUAA